CCCUGCCUCACAGGGGAUUCCAUCCUUGUGUUAUGUUUCCCUCCAGGCAGGCUCCAUGGAGAAGGAGGACCCGAGGCAUGAGAUCUCAGUCGUUCAGGGUAGUCAGGUUUUAACACCAAAGCCAUAUUUCAGCAGAAGGAACAGAAUUGAUUCCUUCCAAACUGGCUCCUAUUAAGAAAGACACCUCUGCUGCGAGAGGAUGUGGGACCUCAUGGAGACUGUGUUCCAGAUCAGACAACACACCAGGACAGCAAGGUUGUGUUCAGGCUCUGAACCACGUGCAGUAACGUUGGAGGUCGCCUAGUGAACAUCCAUGAGGGAAGUAAAAUCAGGAAUAUCUGCAUGGCUGGUAAAGAACAGCAGAUCCAAAGAGAGUUCCAGAGCAGAGCCAGGCCCUACGGGUUGGUGAUUCCCAUCAGCACGGCCGCAGAUGGCAGCUACGUGUCCAACAUCCUGUCGGCGAGCCGCCAGCGGCGAUGGGCGCGGGAGGCGCCGCGGAGCCCCAGGCGGCUCUACUUCAACGUCAGCGCCUUCGGCAGGGAGUUCCACCUCCGCCUGCGGCCCAACGCGCGGCUGGUGGCUCCCCAGGCCGUGGUGGAGUGGUACGGAGACUCUCCGGAGCCUGGCAGCCAUGGUGGUAACGCCACCGACGGCGGAAGCGCUGCGGAGCGCUUGUGGAAGAGAGAGCCCCUGUGGACCAACUGCGCCUACGUGGGGGACAUCACGGACAUGCCCGGAGCUGCCGUGGCCAUCAGCAACUGUGAUGGGCUGGCUGGAAUGAUAAGAACUGAUGAGGAUGAAUACUUCAUUGAGCCUUUGGAAAGAGGAAAGCAGAUGGAAGAGGAGAAGGGAAGGAUCCACAUGGUGUACAGGCGGUCGGCCGUAGCGCAGCGUCCCACCGACGCGCUCCCCGAUGUGCACACAGGAGAGUCCCUCCUCGCUGGCCUCGGAGCGCUGGCUUCCCUGCACGGCCACCUUGAGCAGCAGCUGAACGAGACCCUGCGGCGCCGCCGCCACGCGGGGGACAACGACCACAACAUCGAGGUGCUGCUGGGCGUGGACGACUCCGUUGUCCGAUUCCACGGCAAAGAGCACGUCCAAAACUACCUCCUCACCCUCAUGAACAUCGUGAACGAAAUUUACCACGACGAGUCCCUGGGUGUCCACAUCAACGUCGUGCUGGUCCGAAUGAUCAUGUUGGGGUACGCCAAGUCCAUCAGCCUGAUCGAAAGGGGGAACCCCUCGCGCAGCCUGGAGAACGUGUGCCGCUGGGCCUAUCAGCAGCAGAAGUCGGACCCCAGCCACGCCGAGCACCACGACCAUGCCAUCUUCUUAACCAGGCAAGAUUUUGGGCCCGCUGGUAUGCAAGGAUAUGCUCCUGUGACUGGCAUGUGCCACCCGGUCCGGAGCUGCACCCUCAACCAUGAGGACGGGUUUUCGUCAGCCUUUGUUGUUGCUCAUGAGACUGGGCACGUGCUGGGCAUGGAGCACGAUGGGCAAGGGAACAGAUGUGGGGACGAGACGGCGAUGGGCAGUGUCAUGGCCCCCUUGGUGCAGGCCGCCUUCCACCGCUACCACUGGUCCCGCUGCAGCGGCCAGGAGCUCCGCAGAUACAUCCACUCUUAUGACUGUCUUCUCGACGACCCCUUUGAGCAUGACUGGCCCAAGCUUCCUGAGCUGCCAGGCAUCAACUAUUCCAUGGAUGAGCAGUGCCGUUUCGACUUCGGCGUGGGCUACAGGAUGUGCACAGCAUUCCGAACCUUCGAUCCGUGCAAGCAGCUGUGGUGCAGCCAUCCCGAUAACCCCUACUUCUGCAAGACCAAGAAAGGGCCUCCCCUCGACGGCACAGAGUGUGCCCCAGGAAAAUGGUGCUACAAGGGUCACUGCAUGUGGAAGAACACCAACCAGUUGAAGCAGGAUGGACACUGGGGACCCUGGACCAAGUUUGGCUCCUGCUCGCGGACCUGUGGGACCGGGGUUCGCUUCCGCACGCGCCAGUGCAACAACCCAAUGCCCAUCAACGGAGGUGACGACUGCGCCGGGGUCAAUUUUGAGUUCCAGCUGUGCAGCACCGAGGAGUGCCCGAAGCACUUUGAGGAUUUCAGGGCACAGCAGUGCCAGCAGCGCAAUUCCCACUUCGAGUUCCAGGGCAGCCGACACCACUGGCUGCCCUACGAGCACCCCGACCCUCCCAAGAGAUGUCACCUGUACUGCCAGUCCCGAGAAACGGGCGACGUGGCUCAUAUGAAGCAGCCGGUGCACGACGGGACUCGCUGCUCCUACAGGGAUCCCUACAGCAUCUGUGUCCGUGGGGAAUGCGUGAAAGUGGGCUGUGACAAGGAAAUUGGCUCCAGCAAGGCUGAGGACCAGUGCGGGGUGUGUGGCGGGGACGACUCCCACUGCCGGACCGUGAAGGGGACCUACACCCGCACUCCCAAAAAGCUCGGGUACCUAAAGAUGUUUGAUAUCCCUUCUGGAGCUCGACAUGUGUUCAUCCAAGAAGACGAGGCCUCUCCUCACUUUCUGGCAAUCAAGAACCAGGCUACGGGACACUAUAUCCUGAAUGGGAAAGGGGAGCAGGCCAGAUCCCGGUCCUUCAUCGACCUGGGCGUGCAGUGGGACUACAGCAUCGAGGACAACACGGAGACGCUGCGCACGGACGGGCCCCUGCACGACGCCGUGGUGGUGCUGAUCGUUCCUCGGGAGAACGACACCAGGUCCAGCCUGACCUACAGGUACAUCAUCCACGAGGAUUCGGUGCCGACCAUCCACAGCAACAACGUGCUGCGGGAGGACACGGACACCUUCGAGUGGGCCUUGAAGAGCUGGUCCCAGUGCUCCAAACCCUGCGGCGGAGGGUUCCAGUACACCAAGUACGGGUGCCGCAGGAAGAGCGACAACAAGAUGGUUCAUCGAAGCUUCUGCGAAGGCAGCAAAAAGCCAAAGCCCAUCCGCAGGAUGUGCAACCUGCAGGAGUGCACAGAGCCCCUCUGGGCAGCAGACGAGUGGGAGCACUGCACCAAAACGUGCGGGAAUUCUGGCUACCAGCUGCGCACGGUGCGCUGCAUCCAGCCCCUGGCGGACGGCACCAACCGCUCCGUGCCCGCCAAGCUCUGCAGCGGGCACCGCCCCGAGAGCCGGCGCUCCUGCAACCGGGCGCCGUGCCCCGCGCCCUGGAAAGCCGGGCCCUGGUCCCAGUGCUCGGUGACGUGCGGGGAGGGCACGGAGAGCCGGCAGGUGCUGUGCCGCGCCGGGGACCGCUGCGAGGGCGAGCGCCCGGAGUCCGUCAGGGCCUGUAAACUCGCUGCCUGUGAGGAUGAGCCCUGCCUGGGAGACAAGUCCAUCUUCUGCCAGAUGGAAGUGCUGGCCCGAUACUGCUCCAUCCCUGGCUACCACAGGCUGUGCUGCGAGUCCUGCGGCCGGCGAAGCGGCGGCUUCCCGGCACCCGGAGGGGCUGGCUCCGAGGGGGACGCGGCCCUGGAUCCGGGCGGCCCGCCGAGGGCUCCGCCGGCGCCCACGCCCGCGGUGCCCGCCCGGGCCCCGCUGCUGCCCGGGAGCAGCUCUCCGAGCCGGCUGCCUCGGGAAGCGCGGCAGGCCGAGCGGCGCGCGGCGUCCAGCGCCGAGCCCGGAGGUGCCGGCGUUCCGCACUGGAGAGCCCCCGUGGCUGCCGAGACUUCGAGGCUCUUGGCUUUCCUGCAGCGGUCCCCUGCCAACGGCAGCGGCCUCGGCCCCGGCAGCGCCCCGGCGCCGGCUCUGCCUCCGGCCAGGACCUCCGGGAAGGGUGAGGGGCGCGAAGGGAAGCGAUGGCCCCCGAGGGCCGCCCCGGUGGAGCGAUGAGCGGGAAGGCUUGUGCGGGACAGGGCUGUUCGGCACUCCGUGUGACUCCCCGACCUCCGGACGCCGCGGAGCGCGCCGCGUGCCCCGGGCAGGGCACCGCAGGGCACGGGUCGUCCCCUGUAAAUACGAAGGACAAGAAGUGCUGGUUCACUUUCUGGUGCUCCCGGCCUCCUCCCACCCCUCCUUCCCUGGCCGGCUGGGACACGCAGAGGAAGCACUACAGGAACUUUCCUGGCAGUGAGUGGGAGUCGCUCCGUCCAGCUCUGGGCCCAAAAGUUAGCCCUAACCUCAGCAGCCCUGUGGUUUUGGGAUCUGAACGCCCUCAUUGCAGGAAAUGCCCCGCUGCGGGCAGGACCAGGCAUGGAACCCGACGGGACACUUGUCCCAGAAAGAACGAACCCUCAGGACUCGUGCCUCCCUGGAAACGGGCGUUGCGCGAGCACCACCGCGGCUGUUGGGUAAAUGCAGGAAAGCAGCAUCCUUGUAAGAGUUUUGUGCUGUCCCACAAAUGCUUUCCUGUAUUGUUCCAGUGCCAGGUGCCGGCCGGCAAGUUCUGCCCUAUGAGGAUUCCAAGGGCUGGCGUUUAAAGCAGUUUCAAGGUGGAUUUCAAGGUGUGAGAGAUAUUUAUAUUUCCAGCGUGGAUCAGCUCCAGACCUCCCCACCCGCGGCGCAUCCGACUGCAAGAAUUAAUUUAUGUUCAUCCCCACCUUGUCCCAGCCCAGCCGGCCGCGCUCUGCCCGGCACGGCGCUGUAAAGUACUUGUGUAUAGGAGUGAGAACUGCAGAUAUUUAUUAAAAGUGGGUUUCUUGACAGUAUUUUGUGUG
Onychostruthus taczanowskii (white-rumped snowfinch) is the source of this 4661-nucleotide messenger RNA. It is a transcript of the gene ADAMTS3, whose product is annotated as ADAM metallopeptidase with thrombospondin type 1 motif 3. The record is from RefSeq and is a predicted model, not a curated record. The coding region runs from base 343 to 3837 and encodes 1164 amino acids. Gene Ontology annotation, molecular function: metalloendopeptidase activity. Lineage: Eukaryota; Metazoa; Chordata; Aves; Passeriformes; Passeridae. Gene Ontology annotation, cellular component: extracellular matrix. The transcript is spliced from 24 exons. Gene Ontology annotation, biological process: proteolysis; extracellular matrix organization.